Macrobrachium nipponense is the source of this 3992-nucleotide messenger RNA. It is a transcript of the gene FER, whose product is annotated as tyrosine-protein kinase Fer-like. The transcript has 20 exons. The coding region runs from base 773 to 3736 and encodes 987 amino acids. Lineage: Eukaryota; Metazoa; Arthropoda; Malacostraca; Decapoda; Palaemonidae. Gene Ontology annotation, biological process: peptidyl-tyrosine phosphorylation. The record is from RefSeq and is a predicted model, not a curated record. Gene Ontology annotation, molecular function: non-membrane spanning protein tyrosine kinase activity; ATP binding.
CACUCACACCUUGCUGGUCAACUGCUGCCAUCUACCUACCCCCAGUUAGGACGAUGUCGCUGCCAGUGAAAGUGUAGUGCCAUUUUUAUCUGGGAUUUACUGACUCAUAUCCAGGAUUAAUCAACUGUCGGAAGCAACAGCAGUUACAGAACAGACACUCCAUUCAAAAGGAAUAAUUAUUCAGCUGCUAAAGUGUGCUAAGAAAAAAAGCCAAUGAAUGACUCAACCACAUUCUCGGUAACAGGCUUUCGCUAAAUGAGGAAAAACGCAGGAAGUCCGGGAUCGAGUUCCAAACAAUGGAAGGUGAGGAGGGAAUAACGUACCCUUAGGCACCCCCCUCGAAGGAACUGUGACUAGUGGCAGUCAUAGUAGGUGAAGGAGAAACACUCGUGGAAAACGUAGUAAGGGUCGUCCAUAGAUUCCCUUACGUGGAAAACGUAGUAAGGGUCGUCCACAGAUUCCCUUACGUGGAAAACGUAGUAAGGGUCGUCCAUAGAUUCCUUUGCGUGGAAAUCGUAGCAAGAGUCAUUCACAAAUCCCCUUACGAGUUUUCGAAUUCGUGAUUUAUAAAGAAAAGGUGACGUUGAUUGAGCAAGAGUGAAUCAUGAAGAGAUAGAGAUAGAAAGCGAGAAUCAUAAGAGAAAUAGAGAAAAAUAAAACGUGAAUUUUUGUUUGUUAGUGGGGCUGGCUGGUCACGUGAUUGAUUCCCCGACUCGCCAAGAAAAAGAGAGAGAGAGAGAGAGAGAGAGGGAAAGUAUUUCGUAAAAUUCGCAUGUGCUUAACCAAGAGGAGGACCAGCAAGCGCAAGACCAAAGCGACCACGAUGAAGAACAACAACGGACGCAGCCGCACCGGGAGCGGCAGCGGCAGCGGCAGGAGCGCCCGCAGCGGCCGCAGCGGUAGCGGCAGCGGCAGGAGCAGGACACACAGUGAUGCGGCUGCCCCCGGCAGCCGGCGGGACAGCAGCGUUCGGCUCGACACUCUGAAUCCUUACGAGGACGAAAGCGAUCACAUAUUCAAUCCGCAAAGGUCUGUGAUGGGAUUCAGUGGGUCCCUGCAGGGGGAGAGCAGUCAUGCCGCCCUUUUGGCCCGCCAGGACGCGGAGUUGCGCCUCCUGGACACGAUGCGUCGGGUCCUCAUCGCUAGGGCCAAGUGCGACAGAGACUACGCCGCCGCCCUCACCCAGCUGGCCCACACGGCUGCCAAAAUGGACGCCCCCGACAACGUCCUCGACGAUUCCGAUUUGCACAAGGCUUGGAGAAUGAUGGUAGACGGAGUCGAGGAAUGGAGCAAUAUCAUGAGACAGAAUGCCGACACCCUGGUCAUAGACACAGUGGAGAAGUUGGCUGCCCUCAUCACCGAAAAGAGAGCAUCCAGGAAGGUCUAUUACGAAGAGCACCAGAGGAUCACCAAUGAAGUCUCCAGAUUACAAGAAGCUGUGUUGAAGUCCAAGAACAAUUACGAGCAAGCCCUCGAGUUGUACAAAUCUUCCAAAUCCAAAUACGAAGACCAGUUUCUAAAAGGCAAGCCAGGACGCAAGCUGGACGAGCUCAAGGAGAGGUACCAGAAGGCCUGCAAGAAGUUGCACCAAGUCCACAACGACUACGUCUUGUUGCUGUGCGAAGCCGCGGAUUACGAGAGGGACUUCAGGACCGUGUUAUUACCGGGGCUCUUGGAAUACCAAGAGCGCGUUCAAGAGGACAUGAUCGACAAGUGGCGUUCUAUAUUGUCGGAGGUAUGCGAGCUGACAGACACGACCCAAGGGAGAUAUGCCCAGCUGCAGACGGAGGUGGCCACUUCUGUCACGGCCAUCUCGCCAAAGACAGAAUAUUCCACUUUUUCCGAGACCAACAAGAGCUUACCCCCUGACCCAGUGCCCUUCGAGUUCUGCCACGAGCUGCUCGGGGACGGCGUGGGGUCACUCCAGGCUGGUCAUCUGGCGGUCGACUCGCUGACCGUCGACUCCCUACGACUUCGCCUCAGCGACAUCGAACACAGGCUGAGGGAGGUCACCACUGAACUGAGGGAGAAACAGAACUUACUCAACCAACACGAGACGGAGGUGGCUAAUAUAAGAAAGAAUUCUCUACAAGAUACCAACAUAGCUUCUAGAUUACCUGUGCUGAAGAGAGCGAGCGACGUCCUCCGACGGGAGCUGAACGAACUCAGGUGUAGGGAAUCUUGGCUGCAGCACCAGUACUCUCUGAUCCACGACCCCCUGGCCUCCCUCGGGUGUGAGGAGGCUCCACAGCCAUGGGAGGCGGCCCAGGCUCAGGUCAAUGGAGACUCGGGCUUCAGAUCAAAGUCUUUGCUCUCUUUGAAUUUUGCGGGCAUAAGGUCUAAUUCCAUACUCGCUAUGAAUUUCCUGCAGCAUCAACGCUCGGACUCCCUCUCGCUCAAGUCCAAAUCUGCCGCCAUCAAGGAGCUACUCAGGAAGCCCUUCAGCCGGAGCAAGACGAGCGCCUCCCCGGCCUCCACGCCCCCGACCCCGACGCGGGAGAACACGGUGGAGCGAGCUACGGAGCCCGACAGGAACUCCCUGACGGAGAUGUCCUCCACCGACGUCCACUCGGACCUUAUGUCGCAGGCGAUCAAUGGCAUUCCCGAACUGAGUUACGACCCCGACCGCUGCCUGGAGGACGAGCCCUGGUUCCACGGAGUCCUGCCCAGAGAAGAGGUCGUGAGAUUGCUGGUCAACGAAGGCGACUACUUGGUCAGAGAGACGACUCGGAACGACGAGCAGCAGGUCGUCCUUUCCGUCUGCUGGGGAUCACAUAAACACUUCAUCGUCCAAACGACGCCUGAGGGUCACUAUAGGUUCGAAGGUCCAGCAUUUCCUACCAUUCAGGAGUUGAUUCUCCACCAACACGGAUGUUGUCUGCCUGUCACUAACAAAUCCGGAGCGAUAUUGAGGAACCCAAUAUUCAGAGAACGCUGGGAGCUCAACAAUGACGAUGUGGAGCUGAGAGAUAAAAUUGGAAGGGGCAACUUUGGCGACGUCUACAAAGCUCGCCUAAGAGAUUCAGGCCUCGAAGUGGCUGUGAAGACAUGUCGUGUCACUCUUCCGGACGAACAGAAAAAGAAGUUCUUACAAGAAGGACGCAUCUUGAAGCAAUACGAUCACCCCAACAUAGUCAAAUUCAUCGGAAUCUGCGUUCAGAAACAGCCCAUCAUGAUUGUCAUGGAACUUGUCCCCGGUGGUUCUCUUCUUAGCUUCGUCCGUAAUAACAAAGGGAAACUCACAGUGAAACAGAUGAUGGGAAUGUGUCUAGACACAGCCUCCGGGAUGGCGUAUCUCGAGUCCAAGAACUGUAUCCAUAGAGAUCUGGCGGCGAGGAACUGUCUAGUGGGUCAUCAGAACAUAGUAAAGAUAUCAGAUUUUGGCAUGUCCCGUGAAGAAGAAGAAUAUAUAGUGAGCGAUGGCAUGAAACAAAUUCCAAUUAAAUGGACAGCACCAGAAGCUCUUAAUUUUGGCAAAUACACUUCUCUGUGUGAUGUUUGGAGCUAUGGGGUGCUGUGCUGGGAGAUCUUCUCCUGUGGAGAGGUUCCAUACCAUGGGUACUCUAAUUCAAAAGCCAGAGAGAUGAUAGAUUCAGGAUAUAGAAUGUUUGCCCCUCCCAACACGCCAGAGGAGAUGUAUCAGCUGAUGCUGAAGUGUUGGGAAUAUGAACCCGAAAAGCGACCUCACUUCCAGGAGAUUUAUGAAUCUGUGGACACUAUAUAUGCGCCAUUAUAGUGAUAUUAUGUUUUAGGAGGUUGUUUUUAUUUUGAUGAGAGUUCUAGCACAAUUGUAUAGCCAUUAAUAAAUAUUUUAUACUGUGUAUAACUUGACUGGGAUACUUGAAGGUAUGAAAGGCUGCAAGGGAAUUGAAGUGACUGUAUUUAUCGGUUGUCCAGUCAGGCAAUUGCUGUGAAAGUUGUUUUAUGUUGUAUUUUAUACACACACAUUAUAUAUAUAUAUAUAUAUAUAUAUAUAUAUAUAUAUAUAUGUA